UUUUUCAAUUGUUUGUUUUAUUUUAGAAUCUUAUUGGAAUCAUGUCUGGCGAAUUCCCCAAUAUUCAGUCUACUCACUCCCUUGUGGCCAAGCAUGUCACCAAGGAUAAAUGGGACCAGCUGAAGGACAUUGAGACCAAGACCUGUGGAUUCACCCUAGCCAAGGCUAUUGCCUGCGCUGUUGAGUUCGACAACCAGCAUUGCGGAAUCUACGCCGGAGACUGGGAUUCCUACAAGGACUUCGCCAUCGUCUUUGAUCCUCUGAUCCAGGAGUACCAUGGAAUCUCUGCUGAUGCCAAGCACACUUCUGACAUGGAUGCCUCAAAGAUUGUUGGAAACAUCGCCCCUGAAGUCCCAUGCCACUCCACCCGUAUUCGUGUUGGACGUAACAUUGACGGAUUUGGACUUUCCCCCGGAAUCACCAAGGACCAGCGUAUUGCCAUUGAGAAGCUGAUGUCCUCUGCUCUCUCCAAGCUGACCGGAGAUCUUGCUGGAACCUACUAUCCUCUCACUGGUAUGGAUGAGGCUGUCCGUCAGAAGCUUGUUGACGAUCACUUCCUCUUCAUGUCUGGAGACCGUAACCUCGCUGUUGCCGGUAUGGAGCGUGAUUGGCCCGAGGGCCGUGGAAUCUUCCACAAUGAGGCCAAGACCUUCCUUCUGUGGGUCAAUGAGGAAGAUCAGACCAGAAUCAUCUCCAUGCAACAGGGAGGAGAUGUCAAGGGAGUUUUCGAGCGUCUGGCCCGUGGUAUCAAGGCUGUCGGAGAUUCUGUCAAGGCUGAGUCCGGCAAAGAAUUCGCUCUUGACGAGAGGUACGGAUACAUUCACUCCUGCCCCACCAAUCUAGGAACUGGUAUGCGUGCAUCUGUCCACGUUGACCUGCCCGGCUGGACCAAGGAGGGAGUUGACAAGCUGAAGGCUAGGUGCGAGGAGCUCGCUGUCCAGCCCAGAGGAACCAGAGGAGAAUCUGGUGGCCAGACUGGUCACACUUAUGACAUCUCCAACAAGCAUCGUCUUGGAUACUCCGAGGUUCAGCUGGUCCAGGUUAUGAUUGACGGUGUCAACACCCUGUGGAAGGAGGAUCUGGAGUUCCAGAAGAAGCACGGAAUGUAAAGAAGCAUAAAAACUUGUUCUAGAUCAGAACUCUAUCCAGCCAUGUGCAUGAUUGUGUGUGUGCGUGCUCAAUAAAUGUGUUUGAAGUUAGUA
Molecule: messenger RNA, 1202 nt
Organism: Eurytemora carolleeae
Lineage: Eukaryota; Metazoa; Arthropoda; Copepoda; Calanoida; Temoridae
Product: arginine kinase
Exons: 2
Coding region: 42-1109 (355 amino acids)
Biological process (GO): phosphocreatine biosynthetic process
Molecular function (GO): creatine kinase activity
Source: RefSeq, a predicted model, not a curated record